Habropoda laboriosa is the source of this 630-nucleotide messenger RNA. RefSeq lists its product as uncharacterized. The coding region runs from base 34 to 630 and encodes 198 amino acids. The transcript is spliced from 3 exons. The record is from RefSeq and is a predicted model, not a curated record. Lineage: Eukaryota; Metazoa; Arthropoda; Insecta; Hymenoptera; Apidae.
AGUCCGGUGUUUUUUCUAUAAUUGGAUAUAAAAAUGGACAAGAGGAAAGUAAAUUUACCUUCAAAUGCUACUAACAAUUUAGUGACAAGUAAAAAUUACACAAAACGAGUGGGGUUACUGGAAAGAUUACAAAUAAAUGAAUGGACGUUUAGUUGUUUACUUUUCAUAAUAUCGUUAACUAUCGUUUUGGGAAAAUUAUAUAUAAAUUACGGAAGUACUUUGCAGCUGCAAAAUAAUUUUAAGUAUGUAACAUCGUCAACAUCUAUGUUUUCAAACAUAUCCAAUGUAUUUGAUCAGUCACAUAUACCUGAUGUGUCACAAUUCAAUGUAAAACAAUUAACAUCUAUGAGUGAAAAGUUUGUUAACAUUAGUCAAUACGAUGGUGUUGUAAGUGUAAUGACAUUGUUCUUUAAAACAUUUGGAUGGCUAAUAAGAGCAGCAGUAAGUGGUCUCAUUAUGAUGGGUUAUACUUGGUUUAUAAUUUACAAAGAUAGCAGUGUACCUGGAAUCAAUCCACCUUCUCCUUUUAACCCUUCCAAGCAAAGAUUUUCAAAGACAUCAAGGGUACAAAUGAAUUAUUUGAUUGGAAUACUAAAUGGAAUACUAAUUUUUGUCUUUAUGUGCCUUUAA